UGCUGGUGCAACUUCCGAGUGCAGCGGAGGAGGAGUAGGUGUUUGGUGUUUGGCGUUGUGGUGUUUGACUCACUUGGUUUUCUACUUAAUACGAAAGUUUUUCUUUUCAACUUCAUACAAGCACGACGUCCGUGUGAAGGUACAAAGAUGGUAAAGUGUGAAGCCGGUCACAAAAAUGUGAAUGAUUACCUCGGACGACAGUAACCUAGAGCGAGAGAGAGCGAGAGAGUCUGGUUUUAUAUCGCCCUCGUGAUCUUUAAAGAUGUCAGGUGGGAAUCUCUUCAGCAAAGUGCGGUCAGCCUUCAAGAGGCAGCCGAGGGACUGGGACCUGAGCGACUCGGCACCUUUUGACUUUUCUGAAGAGCUGGUGGACGAUGAGACUCCCAAAUUCAACAAGCUGAAAGUGGUUGUGUCUGGAGAGAUGUCGGACUACCCUUCAGGGGCUGCAUCCAACGGAGUGAUGGUGAACACGCUGGUUGUGGCAGACGAUGAUGACGACUCCCUGCUUGACUCCUCUUCUAGCUCGGGCAGCCCGAGGACAAACAUGGACCCCUGUGACAGCUGCACUAAGAAGAGGGAGCUGAUCAAGCACAGGAAGGUGAUGAAGAGGCUUAUCAUUGCAGCUGUGCUGUAUUUCCUCUUCAUGACUGGUGAAAUUAUAGGUGGUUACGUGUCUAACAGCCUAGCCAUUAUGACUGAUGCCGUCCACAUGCUAGCAGAUGUGAUUGGCAUUUUGUUUUCGUUGAUGGCCCUGUGGCUCUCCACCAAGCCCCCCACCAAGAGAUUCACCUUCGGACUGCAUCGCCUCGAGGUGGUAUCUGCAGUCCUCAGUGUGGUGCUCAUUUACAUUCUGACGGCCAUACUUCUCUAUGAGGCAGUUCAGAGGACUGUAACCCAGGACUUCGACAUAGAUGGAGAUGUCAUGCUCAUCACUGCAGCUGUUGGUGUGGCUGUCAACCUGAUAAUGGGAUUCUUAUUAAACCAAGGUGGUCACAUGCACUCUCACGGCCAUGGUCACUCUCACGGCCAUGGUCACUCUCACGGACCGGCAGCCACCCCAGGGUCACAGUCGAGUCAGCAGCAGGGCAGCUUAGCAGUCAGAGCGGCGUUCAUACAUGCUCUGGGAGACCUUGUCCAGAGUGUCGGUGUGCUCAUAGCUGCCUACAUCGUCCGCUUCAAGCCGGAGUUAAAGUUGGCAGAUCCCAUCUGCACCUAUAUCUUUUCCGUUCUGGUCAUCGUCACCACAUUCCGCAUCAUGCGAGACACAGUCGUCAUCGUGCUGGAGGGUGUUCCCAGGCACCUGGACUCUCAGCGAAUCAAAGAGGACCUUCUGAAGCUGGACGACGUCCACUCCGUCGAUGAGCUGAAUGUCUGGGCGCUGACCACUGACAAGACUGCAGCAAUGGUGCACAUCCAGCUCAUGCCCUCUUGUGCCGACAGCUGGGAGGACGUGCAGGCGAAGGCUCGUCACCUGCUGCUUCACACCUACGGUCUCAGCAGGUGCACGGUGCAGGUGCAGACACACAGGCAGAGGCUGGUGCACACAUGUGCACACUGCCAACAGUCCAGUAGUUAAAGAAAAAGACUCGUGAAAUUCACACGUGGACUUCCAAAGUGCAUUUGUCAAGACUCGCGCUGCUCCACAGCUGAGAAUACAGUAAACACAGAACUUGAGUGGACGUUGCUGCCGUCUGUCGCAAGUCAGUGCCACAGCAGCAGUCGCACAGUAUUGUAGUGGAAAAAAAACAAAAAACGAGUGCCAAACAACAGAUGCACGUUUCUAAUUAAAGGAUAACAAGAGAGUCUCCGGGGACCGUUUGCAACGGUGCCUGUAAGCCUGCUGGGUGAAGGUUAAAUGCUUCAUCUGAGAAGAAUGUAUAUACAGUAUAUGAAAAAGAAAAAAAACCUUGCUCUUAAUUCACCAUUUAUGCCUCUUCCAUAACUGGUGUUUUGUCAUCAGAUUCAAAUUAAAGUAUCUUUUAAUAGACUGUUUACUAAGAUUUCUUUUUUUUUUUAAACUAAAGGUGUCGACAAACGUAAAGGUACCUCGAGUCAUUUGAUAAACUGUUAUAUGCAAGCUGUAUACCUCACUGCUGGCAUAAGUGAGGGGGGAGGGAGUGUGUUAUUGUGUUUCUGCUGUGUCAUCUAAUGCAUCUAAUCAAUUAUGCUCCUCAACCAAAAAUCUGUGGCGGGGGGGGUUUUAAAUGUGAACCAUCGUAGACAUUUCUUAACAUAGUCUCUCCCUAUUGGCUGUACUGACAACGCACAAUAUGUGCACAAUAAUUUAGAGAUUUUUGUGUUUUAUCCCUAUUUUUUUGCACAUCUUUUUAAUUCACCGUGCUGACAAGGCAACUGACAAUCAGUGUGACUGACCAUGAACAGUGUUCCAUGCUGUGGAUUCAGCCUUAUGCUCACAUACAGUAUAUACUCGGCUUUUACUCAUUAUCUUUGACGAAUGCAGGUGGGUUUUGGGGAAAUUGGCAGUAUUUCACAGUUGCAGUGUUUGUGCAGGUAAAAAAAAAAGGUGUUAAUCGAGUUUGUCAAUAACUUUGUUUAAUUGUGUGUGUUUGGGGGGCAGGGCGGGUUUUUGUUUUUUGUUAUGUUGAUGCUUGAAAAGUUGCGUCUCCCCAUUUCUCUAUGAUUGUGAAGUGGAUCAAUGUUUUUAUUUGUAAUAAAGUAUUUAAUCUGCUGGCA
This is a messenger RNA of Solea solea (common sole), 2694 nucleotides long. RefSeq names its product solute carrier family 30 member 4 (gene slc30a4). The transcript is spliced from 8 exons. Gene Ontology annotation, molecular function: zinc ion transmembrane transporter activity. Gene Ontology annotation, biological process: response to zinc ion; zinc ion transmembrane transport. NCBI's taxonomy places the organism in Eukaryota, Metazoa, Chordata, Actinopteri, Pleuronectiformes, Soleidae. The record is from RefSeq and is a predicted model, not a curated record. Bases 263 to 1576 code for a protein of 437 amino acids. Gene Ontology annotation, cellular component: plasma membrane.